Molecule: messenger RNA, 2724 nt
Organism: Cladocopium goreaui
Lineage: Eukaryota; Dinophyceae; Suessiales; Symbiodiniaceae
Source: the annotation of a GenBank genome assembly
AUGAACAACCUCCUGACCGUAGCAGGCAUGAUGCAGGCGGUCAAAGAUACCCUUCGGCUUCGUGAAGGCAGCACACUGCUGGAAUGUGUCUGUGUGAAUCAGUCGGGAGGGCCCAUGCUGAAGCAGAGCGGAGCCUACCCACGAGCUUUUGGAGAGUUCGUUACAGAGCAAUUCAAGGCUGAUUGGCUGGGGCAGGGGUGUGCCCAUAUGUGGGGUUUCAAAAUUAAGGGGUCCGCAGGACAGCCUCCUGUGAAGCUGGCUGUGGAUUUGCCAGAUGACCUGUCGUCCAUCCAUAUUGAGAGGGCACCGUUUGACUGGGCACAUGCUGAUUUACAACCCCUAAGGGAUUACCUUUUGCAGGCCAAAGAGGCUGGCAAAUUUGAGAAAAGUGCCGCAGUGCGAGAAGCCUUGAAAAAGGCAGCUGAGCUCAGGGUGAAGGUUGCUGCUGAACACAGCCUCGAUAUUGGGGAUCGGGCUGUGAAGCGCAAGAAAGACAAGGUGGCUGCUUUUGAGUCGAUGGACCCUUCACAACUUGCGUUCAUAAAGCAUCUGAUUGCAGAAGCAGAAGCCAAGCGGCACACGGCACCAGCAGAAACCACAAACACUGAGACCAAACCUGCAAGCGUAGGUGGCACACACGCAGAGGUUUCCAUGGAACGCCCAGCUCCUGUUGCAACACCUUGCCGCACGGAUGCCACCAUUCCAGCCCCUAGCAAAACAACCGUAGAAUAUGUGAAGAACGCAGAUGGGAGUGAAAACAAUGGUCAAACCAGUGCAAAGCUGAGACAGUUUUGGUCAAAAUAUGUUGUCAGCCCUGAAGCAGCGAAGCCAGCUGAGAACAUCACCCCACCGACUGCCUCCGCCCCCAGUGCAACAGCGACACCUGCAACCACGGCUCUUGACAGUCCUGGGGCAGACACACAGCCUCACGAGCCCAUGCCACCUGCACCUGAACCCAGCAGCAACGCUCCCACACCUGCUCCCAGUGCAGCUCCUGCAGCAAAACCUGAUGAUCCGAUGUCGCCUGCUGAAACCCCGAAGCCUGCUGAGACCCCUGCUGAGACCCCAAAGCCUGCUGAGACCCCAAAGCCUGCUGAGACCCCAAAGCCAGAGGCACUUUCCAGAAGGGAACAGGUCCGAGCAAAGAUAAUGAAAAUGGAUGAAUUGCAGUACGAGACUUUGGUGAAAGAAAGUGUGGCCCACCCAUAUUUUGAAACAUACUUCAAAAUGUCAAAGCCAACGGAUCCAGAGGAUGAGGUUGAAGAUGCGGUGAACUGGCUAAUGUGGUUAGAUGAACAGCUCUACGCACCUGACUCACCUGACCCUCGAGAUCCUGGAGGGAUUUGCCGCCUGCCCACACUCAUCCUUGGGGAAACACACCCAACAGUGGAAUCACCACCUGCAGAAAUUCCACAGAGCAAACCCACUGAGACCCAACCUGCACAGAAGACACCGCCAGCAGUGCCAACAGCAAGUGUUGACAAUGUGCGUGCAACAUUGUUGCGCGCAACAACUGUUGACCUUCAGAAGUCACCAGGCACAGCACCCGAAGUCACCACUCAGCUGGAGCCGAAAGAUCCCAAAGUUUUGCCAAAGGUAGAGCCGACAGCUGCAGCAGCAACGCCAGCAGCCCAGCCGCCGAAUGCACCUGCAGUGACCCCAAGCCAGCGGCCCAAUGACACAGCAGAGACAGCAGAAGACAAAGCAACAGCAGCCCAGAAAAGGAUCCGCGCAAUCAAGGGGAAGUUUCAUCGCAGCAUCAGAAGCAAAUAUGCACCACCAGAAGUGGUGGCAAAGCAAAGGGAACUUGCUGGCAGCCUAACCCUUAGUCGAGAUCCAAAAGCUUGGACGCAACUCUUUGAAGAGUGGCUCCAAGCUGACCAAGAUUGGCUGAAGUCAAGUUUGGUUGUCACUGCCCGGAAUGAGAGAGAGAAUGCGUUGCAGGGCCAGUGGAAACUUAUGAGCAAAGCAGAACUGGAUAUGAAAUACACCGAUACGACGUUGGUGGAUGAUCUCAUCGAACGCAAGGUUGCUGAGGGGAUGACUGCUGAGAACCCGGACUUUCCGGGACGCAAGGAGCCGCACCUCAUGCUCUAUUGGUGUUGGGAUUCUACAACGAGUACUGACACCAAUCGAAAUUCUUCGGCUGUGGCGUCAUCUUCUUCGGGGGCUAUCCGAAACACCGAUGCCAGUGCUUUCUCAGCUGGUAACCUCCCCAUGGUAGCAGCCCCGGGAGAUCCAAAGGGGGCUGGGAAGGGGAAGGGUGUCGUGGAUGAUGGGCAAACUGGGAAUGGAGAGAAGGGAAAGCCAAAGGCCAAGGCCAAGCCCAAGGGCAAGAAGGGUGGUGGUGAGGCCAAGGAAGGUGAUCAGAAUGGGAAACCAAAGACAAAGACCCCGGAGCAAGCUAUGAAGACUGCCGCUGACUUGAUCCUUGAGUGCAAAUCUUGGGAAUCGAAGCUGAAGUCCAGCAACACGCCGCAGGAUCUGAUCACGGCUUUGGUUCGUGACAUGGCGGGCCACUUGGGUGGGUUGGAACAAGCCCGUGGCGACGUCGAAGCCGCAAUUGCCGCUGGACAAGAAGGUGAUAGCCUACUGACUGUGAACCAAACCUUGGCACAGCGGAUUUCCGACUACAAGAAAGCUGCGGGGCAUUGCAAGAAGCAUGCCCCAAAGGCGAAGCCAAAGGCUUCUGCUAAGUCUGCGGCCACUCCGCCGGAGCCGUAG